Cladophialophora yegresii CBS 114405 is the source of this 1305-nucleotide messenger RNA. RefSeq lists its product as uncharacterized. The coding region runs from base 1 to 1305 and encodes 434 amino acids. The transcript has 4 exons. The record is from RefSeq and is a predicted model, not a curated record. Lineage: Eukaryota; Fungi; Ascomycota; Eurotiomycetes; Chaetothyriales; Herpotrichiellaceae.
AUGAUACCCCUUGUUCGCACUGUAUUUCUUCUUGGAGCUGCAUCCCUUGUUGCUGCCCGCCCUGUUGUCGAACACCGCGCCGUCACUCAACUCGACCAAGCUGCUACCGAGGAAGCUCAACGACGGGAUGACACUGCCACAAGGCCGUUUUCCUCGGUGCCGAUCAAGACUUCGGGUGGCCAGUGCCUCUUCGUCGAUCCUUUGUCGGGGGAUUUCCGUGCCAACUUGACCCCGAUUCAAGUUGGCACCUGUGAUGGAAGUCAAGCUCAGGAAUGGGACGUGAUUACCGCGGGAAAACACAACAACGUGGCAGGCAGUGCGUCGAUUGUCAGUGGACUGACGCAAGCUUGCUUCAACUUCGACCCCCGUCGUGCCGCAGGGAACCAGGUGCUUCUGUUUUCGUGCGGUGGACGUGCUGACGGCGGCGGUCUUGUGACAGAUUCUCAACUCUUUCCGGUUUCAGGAGGUGCCGGACCUUUGGCCUUUACACCGGAGAAUGCUCCAGGAAGCUGCUUCACGGUCAAUGGAGCCGUCAUCGACAUCGCCGUCUGCGACUCUGCCGACCCCAAUCAGUCGUUUACCUUUGGUGACAGUGCUCCUGCAGUCAGCGCUCCUUCAGCGACCACGGCGGAUGCCGCGAGUGUUGCGACGGUGACGGUAACCCCAGUUCCUGUUGAAGCGGCGACCUCGGCUUUGGCUACCGCCAUAAUCACCACCCCAGCACCUGAUGCCGCCCCUGCCACCACCACCGCCACCGCAGCAUCUGCUGGAAUCAUCUCCGUCUCCCGCGCCGGCAGUGUCUUGAACCCUUCCGACGCUGCGGAAGCGAACCCCCGCGACGACACAGCGACCCGCGCGUUCUCCGGCGUGUCGAUCAAAUCGUCCUCCGGACAGUGCCUUUUCAUCGACCCAACAGCAGGCGACUUCCGGGAGAACCUCAUCCCCAUCGUCCUCCAGCCGUGCGACGGCUCGGCCAACCAGCAGUGGGACUUCUUGACCGCGGGCGCGCAUAACAACGAACCUGGUUCGACCUUGGUUGUCAGCAGUUUGACGCAAGGGUGCCUUAACUUCGACCCUCGAAGGGCAGCCGGGGACACUGUGAUCAUGUUCAGCUGUGGUGGACGGGCCGAUGGAGGCGGCCUAGUCACGGACAGCCAGCUCUUCCCGUUCACAGAAGGAGAGACGAGCUUACGCCUUCAGCCAGGAAACGGCGAUGGGCAAGUCUGUCUUAGUGCCAACGCGGACGGCAGGCUAGAUCAGGCGCCGUGCAGCGAUGAUGCCGGCCAGGUGUUUACUAUCGGUUGA